Molecule: messenger RNA, 3715 nt
Organism: Eublepharis macularius
Lineage: Eukaryota; Metazoa; Chordata; Lepidosauria; Squamata; Eublepharidae
Gene: SGSH
Product: N-sulfoglucosamine sulfohydrolase
Exons: 8
Coding region: 31-1551 (506 amino acids)
Biological process (GO): glycosaminoglycan catabolic process; heparan sulfate proteoglycan catabolic process
Molecular function (GO): N-sulfoglucosamine sulfohydrolase activity
Source: RefSeq, a predicted model, not a curated record
CGCCCGCGGUCGGGCAAGGGGCUUGGGAUCAUGCGGGCGAUUGCGCAGGGCUGGGCGCUGGCCCUGCUGCUGGGGCUCUGCUACGCCGGGCAGCAGCCUGGCAGGCCUCGCAACGUUCUCCUCCUUGUGGCUGAUGAUGGUGGUUUUGAGAGCGGUGCAUACAACAACACAGCCAUUGAUACUCCAAACCUGGACGCCUUGGCCCAGCGUAGCUUGAUCUUCAGGAAUGCCUUUACCUCUGUCAGCAGCUGUUCUCCUAGCAGGGCCAGCCUCCUGACAGGCCUGCCCCAGCACCAGAAUGGGAUGUAUGGGCUGCAUCAGGACGUACAUCACUUCAACUCCUUCGACAGUGUUCGUAGCCUCCCGCUAUUGCUUAGCAAGGCAGGGAUCCGAACCGGGAUUAUUGGGAAAAAGCAUGUUGGACCAGAGACUGUGUAUCCUUUUGACUUUGCCUACACUGAAGAGAACGGCUCUGUCUUGCAAGUGGGGAGGAAUAUCACUCGGAUCAAGCUGCUGGUUCGGAGGUUCUUCCGCAGCCAAGAUGAGAAGCCUUUCUUCCUCUAUGUUGCUUUCCAUGAUCCUCACCGCUGUGGCCACUCGCAACCCCAGUAUGGAACCUUUUGUGAAAAAUUUGGCAACGGAGAGCCUGGAAUGGGCUUGAUCCCAGACUGGAAUCCCCAGCACUACAGCCCAGAUCAAGUGCAGGUCCCAUAUUUUGUGCAAGAUACACCAGCUGCUCGUGCAGAUUUGGCUGCUCAGUACACAACCAUUGGGCGCAUGGAUCAAGGCAUUGGUCUUGUCCUGGAGGAGCUACACAAUGCUGGUUUCAACAACAACACACUUGUGAUCUACACUUCAGACAACGGUAUCCCUUUCCCCAGUGGCAGAACCAACCUAUAUUGGUCAGGCACGGCUGAACCCCUCCUCAUCUCUUCCUCUGAGCAUCCGGCACGCUGGGGCCAGGUCAGCCAUGCCUAUGCCAGCCUUCUGGAUAUCACUCCUACCAUUUUGGAUUGGUUCUCUGUGCCAUAUCCCAGCUACAGCCUCUUUGGGAAGCGGAUGGUGCAACUCACAGGGAAGUCCCUGCUGCCAGCCCUGUUGUCCGAGCCACCGUGGGUGACUGUGUUUGCGAGCCAGAGCUUGCACGAGGUGACCAUGCAUUAUCCCAUGCGGGCUGUGCAGCGUGGCCCCCUGCGCUUCAUCCACAACCUGCAGAACCGCACGUCCUUCCCCAUCGACCAAGAUUUCUAUGUUUCACCCACGUUCCAAGACCUGCUGAAUAGGACUCAGGCAGGGCAGCCCACCCACUGGAAUAAGACAUUGCACAGCUACUAUUACCGAGAACGUUGGGAGCUGUAUGAUCACAGCGUGGACCCCACCGAGAGCCAAAACUUGGCUUCUGACCCCCGCUACGCACAGCCUCUGCAGGAGCUACAAGGGCUGCUGCUGAAGUGGCAGUGGGAAACAGAUGACCCCUGGGUGUGUGUACCUGACGGGGUCCUGGAGGAUAAGCCCAGCCCCCAAUGUCGGCCUCUCCACAAUGAACUGUGAUUUUAGUUCCUCGCUCUUUGCGGUUGCUGUUACUUCCUCAUUCCAAGCAGCAACAACAGGAAAAGAACUUAAAGCAACCAAAGCAGGCUUCAGUUUCAGCUUGCAAACUCUGAGAUAUUAUAGACCUAAACAUUUACGAGGCUGCCGUUGGGAGGAGGAGCUGCUGUCAAAUGCCAGAGCGUGAUUACCGCCUGCAGAAAGGGAAGGGCUUGUCAGUGAUCUGAGCACUAACAUGUAUACAGCCAGCUUAGGUGCAGACUACCCCAUCCGAAUGGUUUGGUGUCAAAGAGACAGCACAGCUACCCAAUGGAACAGAACAUUCGGCAGGCAAGACCCACCCGUCCAGCUCAACAAGAGACUGGCCUCAUCCAGACUGUGGUUUGUUUUAUCAGAAAUAGCGCCUUUCUAGGAACUUGAAGAGGAUGGGCCAGAGCCAGUUCAAAACGUCAGAAGAGCACAUGGCUCAGUCCUCUCACAGCAGUCCGUACCACCUUAGAAUACACACAUGGGGGAAUCAUUUUGAAAGCACUGCCUUCCCAGAUGUUCACACGUGUGCAAAACUAGUGAGCAGAGAUGUAACAAGUUUCAAAGCCAGCGAGCAAUUCUCUAUCUGUAUACUGUGGUGGAAUAGGCUCAUAAAGACAGCUAAUCCGUAUUCAAGACAAUACAUUUAAUUGGCCUGUUAAUCCUAGAAUAGGCAUCCAUGUUGCUAAAACUACUAUAUGUAGGGAAGCAAGUGGGGCAUCGCUGGUUCUGAGCAGAUUGCUUCAGUUUCCUGAAAGUGUCAACAGCAGCUAGAAGAGCUGGAGCUUCAUUCGCUACCUCUGUUAAGGAUAAGGUGGGGAAUUCCCUCAAAUUCUUGUCUCAGAAUCACAGUUCCACACAUCAGUAAGAGGCAGGAAACGUGUAGAAAAUGAUACCAAGAAUUUUAAUUCAACACUGUUACAAUUCAAAUUGAGACAUCUAUUUACAUGUUGCUUUACAAAAUGAGAUAAAAUCUGAUGCUUAUUUUUCAUAAGCUGGAUAUGUAAAAACAAACAAACGGAUAAAAUAUGAAGAGAACUAGGAAAGAGACAAAGGCGAUAGAACUUGGUUGUUUUCUCUCUGGCAUUCACACAUGUAGGAUAUUAACAGUACAAAAUUCUGAAGAACCAGAUGUUGGAUUCUGGGAUACCCAGUACAAUAAAUGAGAGACCACAUGGUCACAGGGAUCUGAGAAGACUGCAAGACCAACGCAGUGCAAAUUACACAGGAUACCACUGUUUGUACAUUAUAAUGUAUAUGCAGUGGCACUUCUGAUGAGAUCUCUUUUUAAUAUGUACAAUAUAUUUCAUUUUUUUUUCAAUUUAAGAAAAGACUUUUAAAAGGUACAAGCUUCCAAACCAUACACAUGCUUAAAAAUCACUAUGACUUCAACUUGUAACUAUGUUGAAUAAACUAUUAACUAAAUUUAGACAUCAUGCAAAACUAUGGUUUAACUAAACCGACUGUAGUUAGUAGGAUAGUCUGAAGACGGGUCUCUCUAACAGCAGUGAUUAAAUAGGGUCUGUCAAACUGAUAUUGAACCAUAGUGUGAAGUUGGUUUAUUAACUGCAGUUAGUUUUAAGUAUAAUUGUGUGUGACAUGUAAAUGUAGACAUGCUGGGUUAGUUUGUUCCCCAAUAACACCUUCCUUGGCUACAGAACAAAGCUGAUGACACCAGAAUUGGAGUGGCCAUCUGCAAGAUGAACCCUGGGCUGUUUCCAGAUGACUUACCUGCACCCGGAACAACGUCACGCAAAACUUGCAUGAGAAAACACGAUAUUUCGCGUUUUUCCCGCAAUGUGGUGUGACGUUCCGGGUGCAGGUAAGCCAUCUGGAAACGGCCCUGGUUUCAUAAACUCACCAUAGUUACAGUAAGUCAUAGUUUCACGUUAUGCCUGAAACUGAGCAGAUCAAUUCGGACUGGAACAGAACCAUGCCUCAUGUUCUCUAGAUUAUGUUUCAGAACAUGUUGACAAGAGUAAUGUUUUUAGCAGCACAUUUCCUUUGCCAAAACAUAGCGUAACUGGUUGGUCAGCAACAUUCUAGUUGCUCAAAACGUUUUUACAAUUGAUGCCUUCUACCACCCUGAAAUUUCAGAAAGUGUGUAAUUCUUUUGCAAUAAAAAUGACAAUGAAUUCUG